Molecule: messenger RNA, 2666 nt
Organism: Sclerotinia trifoliorum
Lineage: Eukaryota; Fungi; Ascomycota; Leotiomycetes; Helotiales; Sclerotiniaceae
Source: the annotation of a GenBank genome assembly
ACCUAUAUCUACCAAUCAAUCCGCCACCCCUCCUCUUCCCCUCAACGUCAACCACAACCACAACUUGAUCGCAGAAAUAUUCUAUUAGGUUAGAAGUUUCUCCAUUUCCAUACUUUGAAUCUCCAUCGAACUGCGACGUUCAUUGUUGAUUCUACGGAAGUCGACAACCUGGCUCUUCAAUCAGCUCAAGUUGGAGGAGGAUCUGCGGUGUUAGCCCAAAUGGCUAAGCCGGACGCAGAGCCUGUGGAGGCAUUCGAGGAGUAUGUGUUUAUGCUAUGAGAGCAAUUGGAUCUUUUCUUACAUCUGCUUGCAGGCGCAAAAUACUGAUACCGUGUUGGCUAGUUAUGAAUCUCUCCCACCAAAUUUUUCGUUGAUUCAAAAUAUGGCUGCGGGCGCCUUUGCCGGGAUUGCGGUACGCUCAUUAGACCUGCGGAUCUCUAUCCAAUCGAUACUGAUAGACCUAUAGGAACAUACUGUUAUGUAUCCGAUCGAUGCAAUCAAGGUAUAUAUGAAUUGUCCCUCGGAUGAAGGCAAGAGGCGAUAUUGACAUGACGCAGACCCGAAUGCAAAUUCUCAACCCUACCCCAUCCGCCGUUUACAAUGGUAUGAUACAAGGAGGAUACCGGAUAGCUACUGGAGAAGGGCUUCUCAGUUUAUGGCGCGGCAUGUCAAGUGUGGUUGUGGGAGCUGGUCAGUCUCGGUCGAAUCGGAUAAGCGCGGAAAAGUACUGAUAACAUUUUAGGACCCGCACAUGCUGUUUAUUUUGCUACUUAUGAAGCUGUGAAACAUCUCAUGGGAGGAAACAAAGCUGGUGUUCAUCAUCCUCUUGCUGCUGGUUUGUUUUUAUGAAGGCCUAAAUUUGUCAUGAUCUCCUAACAAUCGAUAGCUACUAGUGGAGCUUGCGCAACCAUAGCUAGUGAUGCCCUCAUGAAUCCUUUUGAUGGUAUGAUAUACAUAAGGCAUCUUUUACGACUUUAUACUGACACUCUAUAGUUAUUAAACAGCGCAUGCAAAUGCACAAUUCGAAAGUAAUGUACAAAUCAAUGUUCGAUUGUGCUAGAUACGUCUAUCGAACCGAAGGUCUUACCUCAUUCUACGUUUCCUAUCCUACCACACUGUCCAUGACAGUUCCUUUUACUGCUCUUCAAUUCCUCGCAUACGAAUCGAUCUCGACCGUCAUGAACCCUACCAAAAAAUAUGACCCAUGGACUCAUUGUACAGCUGGUGCGAUUGGAGGAGGUUUUGCAGCCGCGCUUACAACCCCUAUGGAUGUGGUUAAAACUCUAUUACAAACCAGAGGAACGGCUAGGGAUGCGGAACUAAGAAAUGUUAGUGGUUUUGUGGAAGGUUGCCGGGUCAUUCAUCGAAGAGCAGGUUUCGCCGGAUUUUUCAAGGGUGUUAAACCAAGAGUGAUUACUACUAUGCCAAGUACUGCUAUUUGUUGGUCUGCAUACGAGGCUUGCAAGUAAGUGUUUCCACGAUUUGGAAUUUUGAAAUUAUACUAACGAAUCCAAAAGGGCUUAUUUCAUUAGGCAGAACAACAUGGAUGUUUAAUAUGCUUCGGUUUAAAAUUGCUUUUGGCGAAUCUCCUUAAUGAGCGUAAUUCGGGUGCGAUUAUGCGAUACCAUACACUACCAAAAUUCCGAUUCUUUUGCCCGAAAACUGCUUCAACAACAAUCACAUAGAUAUGAUCUUGUGGAUGUGGAAGCGAUCGAACGCUUGAUACCAGUGAUUUCAUAGGAUAGCUCAACAUAUCGCCAUGUUAAGGUUAAAGUUUCUUGUUGCGAGUAACGAUGGACGAUCUGUACAUAGAAUACCUUUCCUUUUUCCUUUUUUUGCUUAGAUUCUCUUUUUUUUUAUGGUAUGACAUCCAUGCGUGUAUGGAAUGUUUUGAGAUGAUAUCUUCUAAGAAAAAGUCAUCAGAGAUGAAGAUGACAUCGAAGAGGAUAUUUGUGAACGAAAUUUGACUGGCGUUUCAUCUAGCGAUGGAUUGAUAUGCUAGGUAGAAGGAUGGAUUUGCAUUGAGUGGAGAAAAGAAUGGAUGACAGGUGUGGCGCGAGGUGUAGUGGACAGGGCGUUGCUGAAAGUUGAACCGCUUUAGAAUGGAUGGAUGGCCGAGUGUGCAUUCCUGUGUGAUGGGAUUAUGUUUGGCGAUUUGUACUAUACCAAAACAACAUUCAAGUGAAGUGAGGAGAGAGAAAAAAAAAGGACAAGAGAAAAAUUCUAGUGGCUUUGGUGUUAAAUGUGUUGUGAUGUCAUGUGAUAGAGAUGGGAGUUUGAAGAUGAAUUGUGAUAUUGGGUGAUUUGUGGGUUUACGGGCUUAUAGGAUUGAUGGGGUUAUGGAUUUUCUGGAAUGGCUAAUAAAGUUAUCGUUAUAAGUUCAUCAAGAAGAGAAAGUAAUCUUCGAUUUAACCAUGGAUUUUCUACUGUUUUUUUAGGGACCUUCUCUUUCUUUCUCUUUUCAUCUUUGCAAUGAUGCAUAUUAGGUGAUGAUUUAUAAGAGUGGAUGGGUAGAUGAAAAGAACUUGAAGUUGUGUUGUUGUGGUUGUGGAAUAUGUUGUAUGCGGGUUUAUUCUGGAGUUACUGGUAGGUGGAUGUGAUGGCGAUGUGGUUUGGGGUGGGUCGGUGUUUGUUUGUUUGUUGUUGGGGUUGUGGAUGAUUUGGGG